This is a messenger RNA of Heteronotia binoei (common prickly gecko), 6253 nucleotides long. RefSeq names its product intersectin-2-like. Gene Ontology annotation, biological process: positive regulation of Rho protein signal transduction. Gene Ontology annotation, molecular function: protein binding; calcium ion binding; guanyl-nucleotide exchange factor activity. NCBI's taxonomy places the organism in Eukaryota, Metazoa, Chordata, Lepidosauria, Squamata, Gekkonidae. The record is from RefSeq and is a predicted model, not a curated record.
AGAAGGAGGAGCGAGCCGGCCCGGGGAGGCAGGGCAGGAAGGAAGCGGGGGAGCGCAGCCUGCCUGCUCGCUCGGAGAGGCCGGGCCGGACGGCGCGCAACAGUUGCAGAUGGCUAAAAGCUAGCGAGGAGUAUCGAGGAAGAUCACAAUGGCUCAGAUUCCUACAACCCUGAACAGAGGCCAAAACAUUUGGGCCAUCACCUCUGAAGAAAGAUCAAAGCAUGACAAGCAGUUUGAUAACCUUAAGCCAGUCGGAGGAUAUGUUACAGGUGAUCAAGCCCGUACCUUUUUUUUACAAUCAGGUCUGCCUCCUCAGGUCUUGGCUGAAAUAUGGGCUCUUUCAGACCUGAACAAGGAUGGGAGGAUGGAUCAACAGGAAUUCUCCAUUGCGAUGAAGCUCAUCAAGCUAAGACUCCAAGGCCAACCCCUGCCUGUGAUUCUCCCUCCUAUCAUGAAGCAACCUCCCGUGUUCUCUCCCUUGAUGUCUGCUCGCUUUGGCAUGGGCAGCAUGCCGAAUCUCUCUAUGCCAGCAUCUGUCCCCACAGCGGCACCUCUGGCUCCCAUAUCUUUUCCUUCGAUGACAUCUAUCCCACCCUUGGUUGUUUCUGCCCCCCUCAUGCCUUCCGCCAGCACCACCUCAUUGCCAAAUGGAAUAUCCAGCCUCCUUCAGCCAUUGCCUGUGUCAUACUCUGCAACUUUGCCUCAUUCUAUUUCGCACAGUCCCAUGACAGGAAGUUUUGGUGGCGCCAAUAUCCAGAAGACACAGUCUCUGAUAGAUUUAGCAUCUAGUAGUUCAAAUUCUUCUUCUACCGCGUCACUAACGGGGAAUUCACCAAAGACAAAAUCUUCUGAGUGGGCGGUCCCUCAGGCUUCCAGAUUAAAAUACCGGCAGAAAUUUAAUAGCCUUGAUAAAGGAAUGAGUGGAUAUCUGUCAGGUUUUCAAGCCAAAAAUGUCCUUCUGCAAUCAAAUCUUUCUCAGACUCAGUUAGCUACCAUUUGGUCACUCGCUGACAUCGAUGGGGACGGACAGCUGAAAGCAGAAGAGUUCAUAGUAGCUAUGCAUUUGACUGAUGUGGCCAGAGCUGGGCAGCCCCUUCCAUUAACUCUGCCUCUUGAGCUGGUGCCUCCUUCCUUCAGAAGUGGAAACUAUGUUGAAAAUGCAAAUGGUACUCUGCCAACAUACCAGAGAAUACAAGAUGAGGAGCCCCAGAAAACAUUUCCAGUUACUUUUGAGGACAAGAGGAAAGCCAACUACGAGCGAGGCAACCUGGAGCUGGAGAAGCGCCGCCAAGUGCUCUUGGAGCAGCAGCAGCGGGAGGCGGAACGCAAAGCGCAGAAGGAAAGAGAAGAAAGGGAGCGGCAAGAAAGGGAACAGCAGGAGCAAGAGCGGAAGAGGCAGCUGGAACUGGAGAGGCAGCGGGAGAGACAGUGGGAGAUGGAAAGGCAACGAGAGGAAGAGAGGAGGAAAGAAAUCGAAAGGCGGGAGGCAGCUAAGCAAGAACUUGAGCGGCAGAGGCGUCUGGAAUGGGAAAGAAUUCGGCGUCAGGAUCUUCUCAAUCAGCGUAAUCGGGAACAAGAAGAAAUUGUUAGGCUGACCUCUAAGAAAAAGAGCCUUAAUCUUGAACUGGAUGCACUGAAUGACAAACACCAGCAGCUCUCUGGGAGAUUGCAAGACAUUCGAAACCGGAAACAAAUUCAGAAAAACGACCUGGAUCUCCUGGACAAGAAAUGUGACUUGGGGAUUUUGGAGAUCAAACAGCUGCAGCAACAGCUUCAGGAAUAUCAGAACAAGCUGCUUCUCUUGGUUCCAGAAAAACAGCAGCUAAGUGAGAGGAUAAAUCACAUGCAGCUGGGUAACUCGCCUAAUGCAGAGCUUAACUCGCUGCACAAGAAGUCCUCUGAAAAGGAUGGAUUGUGCCAAAGACUUAGGGAACAGCUAGACACACUUGAGAAAGAAACGGCUUCCAAGCUUUCUGAAAUGGACGCUUUUAAUGCCCAGCUCAAGUGUGACUCUGUGGAUGAUUCUGUUCUUCAAUGCCUUUUGUGUCUGCUAAGCUGUCUGAACAACCUCUUCCUCUUACUUAAGGAUUUAAGGGAGAGCCACAACACCCAGCAGGUAGCUUUAGAGCAGCUCCACAAGAUCAAACAAGAUAAAGUCAGAGAGCUAGAGAAAAGAAGAGCCGAGCUGGUACAGAAAAAGAGACUGGAGGACGAGGCUUCACGAAAAGCAAAACGGGAAAAGGAGAAUUUGUGGCAGGAGAAUAUCCGGAGGGAGGAAGAAGAGAGAAGAAAGCGACUACAAGAAGAGCGAAUGCAGGAAAAAAUCCAGGAGGAAAAGCAGAAAGCCCUUGCCCAAGAGGAGGAAAAACUAACGGAGGAAAAGAUAAUAAAGCAAGCCGAGAGGCUAAGAGAUGCCGAACUGCAAAGGCAGAAGCAGCUAGAAGAUGAAAGAAGAAGGCAGGAGCAGAUCGCAAAAGAGGCAGAGGGGAGACGCAAACAGCUGGAGGAGGAGAAGCGGAAGAAAGACACAGCUAACCUGCAAGAGCCCGAGAAACCCGUUUCUCAGCUUCGCUUAAAUGAGAGAUUUGCGGGUCUCCUGAAACAGACAGAAAGUCGCAACCUUAAGCCAACGCUGAAAAAUGAAGGUCGUGCUGCAAGUGCCUCUGAUUCUAGGAAAUCGGCUGCCUUUGUGAACUACAGAGCUUUAUAUUCCUUUGAAGCCAGGAAUCACGAUGAGAUGAGUUUCAGUGCUGGAGAUAUAAUUCAGGUUGAUGAGAAAACUGAGGGAGAACCUGGCUGGUUACAUGGGAGCUUCCAAGGGCAUCUUGGGUGGUUUCCUUGCAAUUAUGUUGAAAAAAUACCUGAAAAUGAGAAAGCAGUCCCAUCUCCGAAGAAAGCCUUACUUCCCCCUACAGUAUCUUUGCCAGCUGCCUCAGUUCCUGCAGAGCCACUUCCACCAGGUAAACCUGCAGAUGAAUCAGAUUACCAAAACGUGUCUUUCUCAAGCCUAAAUGUGAACACGUGGCAGAAGAAAUCUGCCUUUACUCGCACGGUAUCCCCAGGAUCUGUUUCUCCCAUCCGUGGACAGGGACAAGCUGUGGAGAACUUAAAAGCCCAGGCGCUCUGCUCCUGGACUGCAAAAAAAGAGAACCACUUGAAUUUCUCCAAAAACGACAUCAUCAUUGUACUGGAGCAGCAGGAAAACUGGUGGUUUGGAGAAGUGGGCGGAGGAAGGGGAUGGUUCCCCAAAUCCUACGUGAAGAUCUUGCCUGGGAAUGAAGGCCAAAAAGAAGAAUCAGAAGCUGUUUACGCUGCUGUAAAUAAGAAACCUGUGGUGCCAUCUUACACCCCAGGAGAGGAGUAUAUAGCGCUGUAUCCUUACUCAAGUUCCGAACCUGGAGAUUUAACUUUCAUAGAAGGUGAAGAAAUAUUAGUUACUCAGAAAGAUGGAGAAUGGUGGACCGGAAGCAUCGGUGAAAGAAGCGGCAUCUUUCCUUCAAACUAUGUCAAACCAAAGGAUCAAGAUAGUUCUGCCGCUGCAAGCAAAACCGGAACGCUAAAUAAGAAACCUGAAAUCGCUCAGGUGACCACUGCUUACACUGCAUCAGGAGAAGAGCAGCUCAGUUUGGCUCCCGGACAGCUGAUCCUCAUUCUGAAGAAGAAUUCCACUGGAUGGUGGCAAGGAGAACUGCAGGCAAGAGGGAAAAAGCGGCAAAAAGGAUGGUUUCCAGCUACCCACGUGAAACUCCUGGGGCCAAGCAGCGAAAGGACCACUCCGGCUGCUGUUUCAAUGUGUCAAGUGAUAGCUAUGUACGACUACACGGCGAACAAUGAAGACGAGCUCAGUUUCUCCAAGGGGCAGCUUAUCAACGUGCUGAACAAAGACGAUGCUGACUGGUGGCAGGGGGAGAUCAACGGCGCGUCCGGCCUCUUUCCUUCCAAUUACGUGAAGAUGACUACAGACUCCGAUCCAAGCCAGCAAUGGUGUGCUGAUCUCCAGAGCCUUGACACCAUGCAGCCAAUGGAGCGGAAGAGACAGGGCUACAUACAUGAGCUGAUCCAAACAGAAGAAAGAUACAUGGAUGAUCUUCAGCUUGUGGUAGAGGUUUUCCAGAAACGAAUGGCUGAAGCAGGCUGUCUCUCAGAAGCAGAAAUGGGACUCAUCUUCGUCAACUGGAAGGAACUCAUCGUGUCCAAUACCAAGUUUCUAAAAGCGCUGAGGGUGCGUAAGAAGACAGGGGGCGAGAAGAUGCCAGUGCAGAUGAUUGGGGACAUCUUGGCAGCCGAGCUGUCUCACAUGCAGGCCUACAUCCGGUUCUGCAGCUGCCAGCUGAAUGGAGCUGCCCUCUUGCAGCAGAAAACGGACGAAGAGACAGACUUCAAAGAUUAUUUGAAGAAACUGGCUUCGGACCCUCGCUGCAAAGGCAUGCCCCUCUCCAGCUUCCUGUUGAAACCCAUGCAGAGAAUUACCCGCUACCCUCUUCUCAUAAAGAGUAUUCUGGAGAAUACCCCUGAAACUCAUCCGGAUUACACCAAUCUGAAGCUGGCCCUCGAGCGUGCUGAGGAGCUGUGUUCCCAGGUUAACGAGGGAGUGCGGGAAAAAGAAAAUUCAGACCGACUCGAGUGGAUACAGUCCCACGUGCAGUGUGAAGGACUUGCUGAGCAACUGAUUUUUAACUCUCUGACCAACUGCCUGGGCCCGAGGAAACUUCUGCACAGUGGCAAACUCUACAAGGUGAAGAGCAACAAGGAACUCUACGGCUUCCUCUUCAGCGAUUUCCUGCUUCUCACCUACCAGGUCAAACAGUUUGUUUCGAUGGGGUCCGAUAAACUGUUCAGCCCCAAGUCGACGUCUCAGUUCAAAAUGUACAAAACGCCUAUUUUUCUCAAUGAAGUCCUGGUGAAAUUGCCCGACCCUUCAAGCGACGAGCCAGUCUUCCACAUCUCCCAUAUCGACAGAGUGUACAUCCUGAAAACGGACAACGUCAAUGAGAGGACUGCCUGGGUCCAGAAGAUUAAAGGCUCAGAACAGUACAUUGAAACGGAAAAGAAAAAACACGAGAGAGCUUACCAAGCUCGAUCACAGAAGAGCUCAGGAAUAGGCCGCUUGAUGGUGCAUGUGAUUGAAGCGACAGAACUGAAAGCGUGCAAACCUAACGGGAAAAGCAACCCGUAUUGCGAAAUCAGCCUGGGGUCCCAGAGCUUUACUACGAGGACCCUGCCGGAUACCCUGAACCCCAAGUGGAACUUUAACUGCCAGUUCUUCGUCAAGGAUCUUUAUCAAGAUGUGCUGUGUAUCACCGUGUUUGACAGGGAUCAGUUCUCACCUGACGAUUUUCUGGGCCGCACCGAAGUCCCAGUAGCCAAAAUCCGAACGGAACAGGAAAGCAAGGGACCAACGACGAAACAUCUACUGCUGCACGAGGUCCCGACGGGGGAGGUCUGGGUGCGUUUUGAUCUGCAGUUGUUUGACCAGAAAACUCUCAUUUGAACAAUAAAAAAACCCAACUGUUUUUGUAAACAUAAAGGGACGAACAAAGACAGGCAGAGCUGUCUGCAUUACAGUGGGGAAAAAAGUCUGACAAGUCAUUCUUCACCCCAGGCGGGUGUCUCCAGCUUCAUUUCUUGUGGCAGCAUCGCUUCAGUUGGCCUCCGAUGUAAAUUAUUUACUGAUGUGCUUAACGGUCACCUAUGCAAUGUAAAAUGUACUGUAUAUAAGAUGCUGUUGUCCAGUGCCUUUACGGAAGUUCAAACUUUGAAACGUACAUGCCAGGGUUUCCAAUUUCAGGGUUAUUUGAAGUGUUAAUUAGGAAUCUGGCAUUAAAAAAAAAAGAUGUUUAAUGUUUUACACUUAGAUUAAUAUAUAGACUGAGGAAUGGUUUAUUUUGGGGCACGAAUCGUUCUGUCUCAGACCAAGAAAAUUAUAUUCCCAGUGCUCCAUUCUCAGGAGGUAUAUUAUGGGGCAAAUAUGUUGAAGCCUUAGCACUUGAGGAAUCUUACCCUUUUAAAAAAAAAAUAGGUUUGACUCGUUACUUGACUUAGUUCUGCAUUGACAAUUACAACGUCUUUCUUAUUCAGGUCAGCUAGUCGUCUUCUGCUGAGACAAUGAGGUUACAAAAAGGAAUUAACUAGAAAUGCUGUUAGUUUUUAAUACUGUAACUCUGUGGAUAUUUUUGGGGCUGUUGUUUUAAUAUGCGUUAUUUAUGUAAAAAUAUUUGAGUGGUUGUGCAGAGAACCUCACCCAGUGCGCACC